AUGGCGUGCUCAACCGUGGAUGUGAAUUCCACGGAACAGCUGUCCUCCUUUAGGGAUGCCUGGAGGGCUGUGACAUGGAGUCGGAAAGUUUCGUCGUCGUCUAACUAUUGGCGCCAGACAUGCGCUGCUCAAGUUGCUGACAUAAAGGGCCAAGAGUUGACAUUCAGGGACCUCUACUCAGCUUUCCCCAUCCUGAGCGUGGAGGAUGGUGACGAUAUUCUUUAUCUCAGAUCUCUGGUGGAACCCAGUCAUCAGGAUGGAUGGGUGGCUGCUGUUGACAUAGGAAACAAGGCACUGAAAGCAAUUGGUAACUAUUAUCUUUCGGAUGAUUUUUAUUACAGAUGGAGCUAUGACCCUGAGCAUCCUUUUCGUGCUUCUACAUUGUCCCGCCAUUUGGAUAUGACUCCAGGCAAUCAAGUCUCGGCAUGUCGCAAGCAGACAGAGGCUGAAAGAUCUGCAAAUCGUCCAAGCAGAACCUCAACCCGUGUGAGUUCCUGCGAACGAAGGGCCAAAAUCCGAAGGCUAUUGGAACUGGCUGGGAGAACCAAGCGUGCACAAAAUUCUCCUGGGAAUAUUACACAAAAUCAUCGUAUUUCCCAGGUCCGUCCUAUCGAAAUCAAUCUGGCACCCCAGGCAUCCUUCAACAAUUUCAAUGGGCCGGCCAGCUUCCAUGUUAUCCACAACAACUUUCUGCCCCUAACUCAUUUGCCUAUGGCGCACACACAGGCUAUGUCAACUACCAACAGCAGUGGCGGCAGCUUCCCCCUACUCUGGAGCUGCCUAUUAUUGGUGCGUCCUGGCAGCAUCCACCUCCUCCAGGUUCCGGUGCAGCUUCAGCCAACAACUCGUGAGGUUUGGGCUGUCGUUUUGGGACAUUGGGGUAAGCCGUUGUGGUUGCUGGCGGCACAGGAGACUGGCGAACUGGUGGACGGCUCUUGUCGUCGGUACCAAGAAGGAACAGCGCCGGAACUUGGAUACAGAGGUGAUUGGCCUAGUCUCCUAGAAGGGGCGGCGUGGAGCAGUGCAGGUCUCUUCAAGGGUAGUGGUUACUGUAGUUUUGGUUUGGUGGCCUUGUCGUGGAUUGUAAAGUGAGUAAUCUGGUGUAACUGGCCUACGAACAUGUACCCGCAUCGCGCUCUUCUUCAAUAUAUGAUACAGAGGUGUAUUCUAGAGAGAAAAAAAAGGAUGACUCCCUAUUUAUGUGAUAGCCCUUAUAUAAUGUAAUAUUGUAAGUGGCGGUGUAAAAAUUAUAUAUAUCAUGAAAACAUCAUAAAAAUUUAUAUAUUGUUUUGGAGCUCUGGUUGAGA
Messenger RNA from Brachypodium distachyon (stiff brome), 1307 nucleotides. RefSeq lists its product as uncharacterized. Bases 1 to 1092 code for a protein of 363 amino acids. The transcript has 8 exons. The record is from RefSeq and is a predicted model, not a curated record. Lineage: Eukaryota; Viridiplantae; Streptophyta; Magnoliopsida; Poales; Poaceae.